CAAAGUCUCACAAUUACCUCGAUCAUGUCAGUCAAAGAAGCCCUCAAAGAAAGUUUGAUAAGUUUUUUUGAGUACAAAACUCCGAAAAUAGUUCACAUUAAGAGCAAACGUGUGGGAGUUUUGAACAGAAUCAUACAGACCCUGAUCAUCGCCUAUAUUAUUGGUUUUGUUAUAAUUGCGAAAAGAGGUUAUCAGGAGUUCUCGGGAAUCGAGAGUUCGGUCACCACUAAAGUCAAGGGAAUUGUGUCCACAAAAAAUCUAACCGCCGAUGACUUUAAUGAUAACUAUAAAGACGAUAAGGACCUAUAUAUCCGUGUGUGGGAUAUCUCAGACCUGGUUGUGCCCGCAUCGGAAAAUGGAGCCUUCUUUGUGACCACAAAUAUGAUAAUAACACCGAAUCAGACGCUAGGCAUCUGUCCCGAAGACGCAGACGUUUCUGACGCUGUCUGCGACCCAAAAGUGAAGGACUGGUGCGUCGAUAAAGUGUUUCAAUUAGGACAUGGUGUUUCCACGGGAAAGUGUGUCAACUCUUCGCGCAAAGACGUGCACACGUGUCAGAUCGAGGGCUGGUGUCCGGUCGAGAAGGAUGACUACCCCCUGAAGAACAAUACACCGAUGUUUACGGCGACCAAGGAUUUCACGGUUUUGAUCAAAAAUAGCAUUAAUUUCAACAGUUAUAACGUCCGGCGAAGGAAUAUCAUCGAAAUCGACAACUCGUCCAAACUUCAGGACUGCACUUAUCAUCCGGACUACAACCCGGGAUGUCCUGUGUUUGUGCUGAACGACAUCGUGAAGGGCGCCGGCCAGGACUACGACACCAUUUCACAGUACGGCGGAGUUAUCGGCAUUGAAAUCAAUUGGGACUGCAAUCUGGACUUCGAUGUCAAAUACUGUGUCCCCAAGUAUUCAUUCAAGCGAUUGGAUGACCCAUACACACAGAUAGCCAAGGGUUGGAACUUUCGUUACGCCUAUUAUAAUAGCAAUUAUCGCACUCUAUAUAAGGCGACGGGUAUUCGGUUUGUACUUCUGGUGAGCGGUUCCGCCGGAAAAUUCAAUUUCAUUCCUCUGGUCAUUAAGAUUGGCUCAGGACUUGGAUUACUAGCUAUUACCACUAUUAUCUGUGAUAUCGUUGUCCUGUAUCUCCAGAAGGGAGGCAAGUAUUAUAAGGACAAGAAGUUUCAAUACGUGGAACAAGUGGACAAUGACUACACGGAUGUAUUGGCAACUAAUUUGAGGAAAAGGACCGCAUCUAACGAACAAAAUACACCCCUUUCGGACUCGUGAGUACAACUGACACAAGUGUACCACUGAUUAACAUAAAGACAAACCGGA
This is a messenger RNA of Oppiella nova, 1332 nucleotides long. The record is from the annotation of a GenBank genome assembly. NCBI's taxonomy places the organism in Eukaryota, Metazoa, Arthropoda, Arachnida, Sarcoptiformes, Oppiidae.